Molecule: messenger RNA, 867 nt
Organism: Mesorhabditis belari
Lineage: Eukaryota; Metazoa; Nematoda; Chromadorea; Rhabditida; Rhabditidae
Source: the annotation of a GenBank genome assembly
AUGUUGCCAGUGUUUGUAAUUUUGGUUUUAAUAUCUGGAACUCGUGCAGACUACGACUUUCGUGGAAGAGAUUAUGUUCGGCAAAAGGCUGAGCGACUUGUUUUUGGGGUGGCUAUGGUUCGAGACUUCAGCACAAUGCCCCGUGUCUUGGAUGAUGCCCUUUCGGCCGGGUAUCGCACCUUUGACACAGCCCAGCUAUAUGGUAACGAAGCAGCCACCGGUAACGCUCUCAAUCAGCUCCUUCACAAACACGGAUUGACAAGAUCGUUAAACAAGUUAAAUCUUGGAUACAUUGAUUUGAUGUUGAUUCACUGGCCUAAAGCUAGUCCCGAUGUUCCUUCAAAUCCACAUCAUCAUCAGAUUGAGAGGAAGAAGACAUGGCAAGUGAUGGAGAAGUAUUACAGACUCGGCAAAAUCAAAGCGAUCGGAGUCUCGAAUUAUCUCAUAAAUCAUUUGGAGGAUCUCUUGAGCUAUGCAACGAUUUUCCCCGCUGUUAAUCAAGCCGAAUACAGUCUCAGCUAUCAAAUGAAUGAUUUGGUGGAUUAUUGUGCAAGGAAGGCAAUUGUUUUCCAAGCCUACAGUUGUCAACUUGUUGCCACACGAAACAAGGUGCUCAAUGUGGAUCGAAGAUUGACCACAAUUGCCAGAAAAUACAGCAUCACACCGAAAAUGCUUGAAUAUGCGUUUUCGUUGAAUCGAGAUAUAAGUGUUGUCAUGGGAUCGAAAACCGCUUCUCAUAUGAGAGAGAAUCGAGCUUUGUUGAAAAUUAAAUUGAGCCAAGAAGAUCUCUCUGCUUUGCAACUGCCAAACGGGGUUACUGGACAAAAAUCGACUGCGUGUCGAAUGGACCCAAGAUUGAUUCGGUUU